GGGAGGGAGGGAGACAAAUCCCAGAAAAAUCGAGGAGGAAGGCGACGACUCGGGCGGAGCGGUGCGGUGGGAGAGCGCGGCCAUGUGGGAGCCAUGGGCGCGCGCGGCGUGGACGUCGUGCUCGUGACGACACCUGCCGCCUUCCAGGCCCUUCCCCACGCCCGCGCCCAUGACCGCGCCGCCGCAAUGCGCCUCAAAACCCCACCCCGCUCCCCUCCCCGAUCUCUGACCCGGCAGGCUUCUUGAUCCAGGCCCAGGCAUGGCGGAGGCGGCGCCGCCGAAGCUGCUCUACAUUGCUGUCGCCGACGGCGGCGGCCGGCGGGCGUUCCGGUACACGCGCCCCGUCCUGCAGAGCACCCUCCAGCUCAUGGGCUGCAAGGCUCGCCACGCCUUCAAGAUUAGCAAGAAAGUCUUCAGUGUGAUAAGGAAUGAAUUCUUGGAUGCAUCGAGGUCGGAUAGGGCUGUUAAAGAAGAAAAUGCUCGUAGCCACAUUGGGGAAGAUGCUGAUAUGCUUAACACAGAAAUUCCAGACGCAAGUAGCAGCAGCAUGCCCUUCGAAUUGUACAAGACGCAGACAACAAUUCUUAUUUCAAGAGAGAAGUUUCUGAAUAUUGUGUGUGAUGCACUCUCUUCUUACAAGUAUGUUGGACCAAACCAGAAGGCUGACUUGCUUCUUGCUUGCAGAAUUAAGGAGAAAAAGGAAUCAGUGACGGUACUCUUGUGUGGGACAAGCGGAUGUGGCAAAUCCACUCUAUCAUCUUUGUUGGGUAGUAGAUUGGGCAUUACAACAGUAGUUUCUACUGAUUCCAUACGCCAUAUGAUGAGAAGCUUUGCAGAUGAAAAGCAAAAUCCUCUUCUCUAUGCAUCAACCUACCAUGCAGGCGAACACUUGGACCCUGUUGCAGUUGCUAAGUCAAAGGCAAAGAAGCUCUCAACGGCUUCUCAUACCAAUGAAGGCAAAGAUGGCACUUCAGAUGUUAAAUCUCAGCAUGGCUCCUCAGAUUUACCUCCUAGAGCAGAGUUGGUUGGAAACAAACAAAUGGCAAUAGAAGGGUUCAAGGCGCAAAGCGAGAUGGUCAUUGACAGCCUGGACAGAUUAAUUACAUCAUGGGAAGAGCAGAAGCAAUCUGUUAUUGUUGAAGGAGUUCAUUUGAGCCUCAAUUUUGUGAUGGGGCUGAUGAAGAAACACCCUUCCAUAAUACCAUUUAUGGUAUAUAUUGCCAAUGAGGAGAAGCACAUGGAGAGAUUUGCUGUACGUGCAAAGUACAUGACAUUGGACCCGGCAAAGAACAGAUAUAUCAAGUACAUCCGGAAUAUCAGGGCUAUCCAGGAAUACCUUUGCAACCGAGCGGACAAGCAUCUGGUGCCUAAGAUUAACAAUACUAAUGUUGACCAGAGCGUGGCAGCCAUACAUGCCACGGUUUUCAGCUGUCUUCGCCGACGAGAAGUUGGGGAGCAGUUGUACGAUCUCAACACGAACACUGUUUCUGUUGUGGAUGAGGAAUACAGGAACCAGCGUGCCUCUAACUCCUUGGGCUCCAAGGGCAUGUUCCAGUUCAUUCAAAGGAAGGGGUCUUCUAGGAAUCUGAUGGCUCUCCUUAACCCUGAUGGUUCAGUCACCAAGGCUUGGCAUGUAGAUUCGUGUGAUGGCAAUGCCAAUGGCAGUAGAAGCAGUGAUAAAUCAGUAGGAAAGGUUAACCCAUCACAAAUUGGGAAGGUAGAAUCAGUUAAUCUCCAAUUUGGUUCUUUCGGGAUUAGCGCGUGGCUGAGUGAUACAGGUGGCACCAGCCAUACAGGGAGUGUAGAUGACCUGAGGGCUGAUGGCAACGAGGCAGGCGGUAGAUACUACUCCUCAUGCUGCAGCUCACCAAAGACGUCAGAUUGCGCAUCCAAAGAGCAUAUGGAGGAUUAUUCAGUCUAUGGUAGUGAAGAAGAAGCUGACGACCCACCUGAUGCUGAAACUGACGAGGAUCUAACUGAUGAAGAAAGAGAUAUUCACGAGAUUGAAGCGGGCUCGGUCGACGAACAUUCCACCAAGUCCGACGAGGAAUACAACGACCUAGCCAUGCAGGACAUGAUGGGGAACGGUAACUGCUCUGACGAUGACGACGAGCAAGCUGCGGGGUUCGGCAACAGGAGCUCGCCGUCCCUGGAUGAGAGCAUCCUUGGAGCAGCUGACGGCGAUGAUGCCGCGAGGUACCACCACAACCUGGACCUCUUCACGAUAUCCAAGGACAUAGCUGCCAGACAGAUGCCGUGCGCCUGACACUGCCGCCCCAACCAACCGAUGGGAAGAAAAUCCAUGAAUCAGACACCAUCGCCACGAUUCGCUGCGCCAUUGUGCUCUCCUGUGCCGCUUCCAGUUGGGAGUCUGCACCGUCGGCUGUACUCAUAUAUGUUGGUGGUUAUGACUGUUAGACACACUGAUGCUUGUCCAAGCUUACACAUAUAGGAAUCUGGGGCUUAGCCCGUGAAACUCAAAUAAUGGAAGGUUGAAAUUGUAUCUAUAAUUGCGCAAGAAUCUCUUGGCACAAUACAAUAACUUGCUGUUUUUCAUCCAACAUACUGAUGAAAUUGAGAACAGAAGUAUAAAGUUGCAUCA
Molecule: messenger RNA, 2602 nt
Organism: Hordeum vulgare subsp. vulgare (domesticated barley)
Lineage: Eukaryota; Viridiplantae; Streptophyta; Magnoliopsida; Poales; Poaceae
Product: P-loop NTPase domain-containing protein LPA1-like
Exons: 7
Coding region: 260-2266 (668 amino acids)
Source: RefSeq, a predicted model, not a curated record